UUGCUUUGUAUUGCAAACAGUGCGGUUGUCUCUUUUCUUUAUUUGCAACAAAUCUCAAAAAUAAAAACCGAAUACAAAAAUCUAACAGUUACAAUUAUUUUUUUCAAAAUUCUAAACAAAGUUUUCAAAUAUAUUUUUAUAAGUUUUCACUUAAAAAGUUUCUGGACUAUUUUGCUAACAUUUGAAAAAAACGCGCUUUAAAAAAACAGUUUGUUAUUAAGACCAAUUGUUGAAACUACUUAUUGGAUUUGGAAAAAAAGUCUUACCAGAUUAAUUGUUACCACCUAAGGAUUAUUUUGAAUUUAACGAAUCUCAGCGAGGAGUAAAAGGAAAAAAUUAAGCCGGCAACAUGAGUUUUCAUAAAAGUGAUUCACGUACGCCUUUGGCACCCACAGAAUAUACCAAAAUACCGACAGUUACGACGGGCUAUGAUAACGAGAAGCAUAACGGCUCAAGGAAUAAUAACGCGUCUGUAAAUCAAACAAAAUUCAUACGUUCGGAUAUGGCGGAUGUGCCGGCUCAACAAGCUGCAGGCUCAACCCUGCCUUUAGUGAUAUCAAGGAAAAAGGGUGGCAGUGCAGAUGAUUCCGAAGAUGUUAAUUAUAAUCCAUUCGAGCACCGGAAAGUCGAGCAUCCAACAUCCGAUACGGAAACCCUUAUCCAUCUGCUCAAGGGUUCAUUGGGUUCCGGUAUUCUGGCCAUGCCUAUGGCAUUCCUCAAUUCCGGUCUCUGGUUUGGUUUAGUCGCCACCUUUCUUGUGGGUGCCGUUUGUACAUACUGCGUACACAUUCUGGUUAAAUGUGCACACAUUCUCUGCAGACGUCGUAAGAUACCCAUGAUGGGUUUUGCCGAUGUUGCCGAACAAGCUUUCCUAGAUGGUCCACCCAAUUUACAGCGCUGGUCGCGUUUUAUACGUUUUAUGGUGAAUACAUUUUUGGUUAUCGAUUUAAUCGGUUGCUGUUGUAUUUAUCUGGUAUUUGUGGGAACAAAUGUCAAACAAGUGGUGGAUUAUUAUACUGAGGAGGGUAGUGAAAUGAAUAUACGUAUAUGGAUUAUCAUUGUUACCUGCCCCCUGUUGUUUAUGUGUUUGGUGAGAAAUCUUAAGUAUUUGACACCCUUCUCAAUGGUGGCCAAUUUACUGAUGUUUGUGGGUAUUAUCAUUACCUUUACGUAUAUCUUCAAUGAUUUACCCUCACCCAGUGAACGUGUUGGUGUGGCUGAUUUCACUCAAUGGCCAUUGUUCUUCGGUACGGUAAUCUUUGCCCUGGAAGGUAUUGGUGUAGUUAUGUCUUUGGAAAAUGACAUGAAAAAUCCCAACCAUUUCAUUGGCUGCCCCUCGGUGUUGAAUAUUGGCAUGGGUACCGUUAUUACUUUGUACACUUUAGUGGGUUUCUUUGGCUAUUUGAAAUAUGGUGAAAGUACAGAGGGUAGUAUUACUUUGAAUUUACCCGUGGAAGAUAAAUUGGCUCAAUCGGUUAAACUGAUGAUUGCUAUUGCCAUAUUCUUUACCUUCACUCUACAGUUCUAUGUACCCACAAGUAUUAUCUGGAAGGGUAUUCAACAUAAAAUCGCUCCAGAAAAACAAAACAUCUCUGAAUAUGCCUUAAGAGUUGUGUUAGUGAUAAUAUGCGGUGCCAUUGCUGUCGCUUUACCCAAUUUGGGUCCCUUUAUUUCUUUAAUCGGUGCCGUCUGCCUAAGUACCUUAGGCAUGAUUGUGCCCUCUAUCAUUGAAUUGGCUGUGUAUAAUGAAGAUCCCGGUUUUGGACGUUUCAAAUGGCGUUUAUGGAAAAAUAUUUUACUAAUUUGCUUUGGCAUUUUGGGCUUUGUAACGGGUACCUAUGUCAGUAUAUUAGAAUUCCGUGCUGAAUUCAGUAGUAAACAUUAAUAAGUUUAUUCUUUUGUUUUUUUUAUUUAAGUAUUCUGUGUUAAUUUCGUUUUUUUUUUUAACAAUAACUUUUUUUUUUAAUGUUGACAAUUAUUAAAGAAAAAAAUUAACAUUUUUAAUAUUAUUUAUAUUAAUUUUGUUUAUUUAAUUAUGAACAAAUUAAAGAAAGAAAGCAUAAAUAAAUAUUUAAAUAAAUAACAUUUAAAAAAAAAUUAAAUAUAAAUAUUUACUAACAUUUAAACAUAGAAGCUGUAUUAUAAAACAGAGACAGGGAUUUUAUUUUAACAAAAACAAAAGUAACUCAAAUUUGUAUAAAAAAUAUUUAUUUAAACUAAACAAAAAUCUAACCUAUAAAAUGCUUAAAGCCACCAAGAUCUUUUAACAAUAGUUUUAUGCCAUAAAUAAUAAUAAUAAUAAUUACAGUUGUAUUUAAAAACAAAUUUUCAAAAAAAAACUCCUAAAUUUCAUUGUUUGCUGGUAUUUAUUUCAUAUAACAAAAACAAUUUGUUACAGCUAACAAUUUCUAGCCUCAGCUGUUUUAAAUUGUUUGCUGUAAUCAAAUUACUUUAGACUGAACUAAAUAUUUGCUUAAUCUUUUAUUUAAUUGCAUAUUUUUUUUGUAUAUGACUAUAAAUUGGCUUUAUUUAAGUUAGUUUAAGUUUAAAAAAAAUAUCUUGUAAAUUAUUUAAACCAAAAACUAACAUGGCAGCUUAAAUUUAAUAUAUUACUAAACAAAGUUUAGUUGGCAAAAUAAGUA
Messenger RNA from Lucilia cuprina (Australian sheep blowfly), 2642 nucleotides. RefSeq names its product proton-coupled amino acid transporter-like protein CG1139. Gene Ontology annotation, molecular function: amino acid transmembrane transporter activity. Gene Ontology annotation, cellular component: vacuolar membrane. Lineage: Eukaryota; Metazoa; Arthropoda; Insecta; Diptera; Calliphoridae. The record is from RefSeq and is a predicted model, not a curated record. The transcript is spliced from 7 exons. Gene Ontology annotation, biological process: amino acid transmembrane transport. The coding region runs from base 350 to 1885 and encodes 511 amino acids.